This is a messenger RNA of Lagopus muta (rock ptarmigan), 9153 nucleotides long. RefSeq names its product retinoid X receptor alpha (gene RXRA). Gene Ontology annotation, molecular function: nuclear receptor activity; retinoic acid-responsive element binding; nuclear steroid receptor activity. Gene Ontology annotation, biological process: response to retinoic acid; retinoic acid receptor signaling pathway; negative regulation of transcription by RNA polymerase II. The record is from RefSeq and is a predicted model, not a curated record. Lineage: Eukaryota; Metazoa; Chordata; Aves; Galliformes; Phasianidae. Gene Ontology annotation, cellular component: RNA polymerase II transcription regulator complex; nucleus. Bases 4369 to 5688 code for a protein of 439 amino acids. The transcript has 10 exons.
UUUCCCAGGGCAGGGCUGGGAUUUCAGAUGGAGGUAUGGGGUGAUGCUGGGAAAGAAGGGGUUGACGCGUGAUGGAUUCUCCCCGUUAAAGAGCCCGGCAAAGCAGUUUGUGUAAAGAAAUGCAUUGGUUGUUUUCAGCCUCUUGAAAACUGUUUGUUUUCAUCCCCCGCCAUUAACGUGAGGUCUAAAAUAAGAACUGCAAUUUGCAGGCACUUUUGCUAUUAGCAAUAGGCAGGAGUUAACCGUUCAAGCUGAAAUGAAUUGUGCUGUGUGGGUUUUUUUGGCCUCCUCUCCCCACCCCCCACUCCCCCCCCUCUUAUUGAUGCAUAAUGUAUGAUGAGAAAAAGUGAAAAAAUAAUUAAAGUCUGAAGAGCGCUGCAUGGAUUCAUUCAUUAUGAAAUCUGGGUCAGCAGUCGGAGAAGGAAAACGAGGAAGGCGGGGUUGGUGGGGGUUGUGGUGGAGUGGAAAAACGGGACUUCAGAAAGGCAGAGGGCAUGGGGGGGGUUUGCAAAAGGCCCUUUGGAGGCAGCCUGGGAAAUGCAGGCGGUGUGGUGCCGCUCUUGGAAGGGAUUCCCUCGCUGGGAAUCACUCCUUGGGGAUGGGCUGGGGGAGCACUGAUGGCUUGCAGCUUGGGUUUGAGCAGCCGUGUGCUUCCUGAAGCAUUGCUUGCUGGUGGGCAAUGCUGAAUCAGGCUGGGGAGUUUGCCCAUGUUGAACCUGGGGUGUGAGAGGGCUGCUUUGGUGUGCCCAGUGGGGUGAUGGGGUGCUGCCCUGGGGUGUGAGCCAGCAUCCAUGGGAGAGCUGUGCUGGGGCUGGGGGGCAAAGCGUGGGAUCCAGCAGAAUCCAGCCACGUGUUGUUUGUCUUCCACUCCAAAUUCUUGCUAUUAUUUUAAUAAGACUCCGUAAAACCUGCUUUUGUGCAGCAGCAUGCAGAGUCUGGAGAGCUGUGGUGAUGGAUUUUCCAUAGGGAUGAGGAUGGGUUUGUGGGUUCUGCAGCCCUGGGCAUCACGCAGGGUUUUGGUCCUGGUUUGGGAUGCAGCUGAUUGGGUUGCAGAGAGCGCGGUUGGAACUUGGAGCCUGGUUCCCCUUUGGCAGGAUGCUUCAAACAGUGCUUUUGUACUGAUUGAGAAGAAAAAUGUAGAACUUCAGGGUUUUAAUCACAAAAUGGAAAUUCUCCUCCUUCCUCUUGCUCCGUCCACAGGAAACGCAGUCGGAAUUGAUUGGACUUAGCAAACAGUGUUCAUCCUUGAGAAAUAUUUUCAUCGUAAGAGCAUUCAUCCUUGAGAAACGAUCUUCUGACCGAGUCAGAUGAAGUGCUCUCCAAUGCAGGGACUCUCCAUCCCCAUACCAGGAGGAUGAAAGUGGGAGCUUUGGGGGUUUCUGUUCCAGCAAAUCUUAAUCACAGUGGUUAGAAGAGACCCUUCGUCUUGUUAACCCCACUAACUACCCAUGGAGACGUGCACAACAAGCAUGGAGAAGCCCUGUAAUAUCUCCUCAUCUGCAGGCACGCACCCAUUCUUUUAUCUUUCUCAGGAGGUCCAUUUCCUGCUGAUGCUUGCAUCGUGUGGAGCCCAUAAAUCAAUUGAUGCUGAGUUGUGAUGCUUCUGUUGUAGCAGUGAGGCUGAUGCAGUGUUGUGAUUUGGUUUUGGGGCUGGAUGGCAUCUGUUGGUGAUGAGUAUCGACGUGCCAGUGAUGGGGAUGAUGAUGCUCCAGCUUUGGGGAAUGGUGGUUUCUAUUCCGCUGCCCUCGUGCCGAUCUAUUUCCAGGCUUUGUGUAGGAAUAGAAAUGGUUAAACUUGGAGGGUUGGGAUGUUUUCCCACACCCUGAAUGGUGGGGGAACACAGAACGCGUAUUGAAUCGGAGGGAAGUAAUAACGCUUCUAAUUUUCCUGUGUGAUUUAAUAAAAAUGUAAAUUGACUUCGGGUGGAUGACUCACUAUGGAGGGUGGUGUCGAUCAAGAUUAAUUGGCGGCUGCAUGAAACCAGUUAGGCUUUGUUCCUUCCCCUCAAAGGCAACUGGAAUUCCUCUGCUGCAAUAACGAUGCGAUGUCCCAGAUGCGGGCUGCACGGUGCUGGGGGUCACAGCCCCAAAGCCGUGGGGUGAGGGGAUCCUGGGGCCAUGGGGAGGCAGCCCCAUUGGGUUGGGUCUUGCUGGUGGCACAGCGUGGGAUGCGGCCCCACAGCACAGGGAUGUCAUCGUCCCGCUGUCACCAAGUGUGCCAGGACACUGCACUCUGACCCGAGUUCAGCUCUGGACACUAAUGGAUUACAAAUAACAGUAAUAAAUUACAGGAGAUGGGAUAAUCUACCUACUGUAAUGUUGUAUUACCGUGACUGUUAGUUAUAUAUUAAUGUAUAAUUGUAUUACAUGAGCUACAUAUGCAUAAAGUUCAUGCUUCGGGGCCCUCAGCCAGCCUUUAACUCUCUGUGGUUCACAAAGAAAUGUGGGUCAGGGCUGAUUUCCCAUGGCAUCCUCUGCCUGGCUGUCUCAUUUGGCAAAGGUUGGUGCAGGAAAGGCGGGUGCCCGUGGUCCCCCAGUUACCUGUGUGCCCAUUUUGCUUUGGUUUGCACCUGAAUGCACAUGGUGCCGGAUGGCUCUCAGCUGGUGCUCGGCGUGACCAAGACCCAGUUCUGUCGAAAGCAAUGAAAGGAGAGUCCUUUCCUUCAGUUAUUUUUAAUGCACUGAACACUGUGAUGGUUCCUGCUUCAGCUCUUGUAAAUGGGAGCGAGCUGCUGUUGGGUCACACAGCUGCCCUGUGUCCCCUGCUCCCCACCAUGGCUUGGGGUGCAGAGGGGCUGUGAGCUGCAGGAUGGGUGGGGUGGGGAUGCCCCAUCCCUUCCCUUGGGAUUUCUGCUCCCACAUGGGAUGGUAUCAGAGCACCCAGCCACUGCUGCACCCCAUUGCAGCAUCAGUGUGCCCAUGGUUGGAGCAGUGAUGUUAGCAUAGGGGUGGGAUAUGCACACUGAAGGAGGGUGCAGUUCUUGUCCUGGUAUGAAAUGGGGGUGGAAACCCCAUUGCUUGGCUCAACCCCCCCCUUUGCUGCUUUUUCCUGUGGAUGUUCACAUGCUUUUCCCUCAUCCCAUCCCCAGCAGGGCUGGCUGCCUAUGGGAUGGAGAAUGCAGCUCUGGAGGAAGGGGAGAGGGGGAUUUCUGCCUUUCUGCCCAUGCUGGAGCACCUACCCCCACCGUCCUGCCUCUCUGCUGCAAUCCCUGUCCUCCCGCGGGCGCGAGAAGCAGGGGCAGGAAGCGCAGCCUGCUGCCAGAUGGCUCCAAACAUAGCAUCUGUAAUACUUGAUCAGAAGAAAUUAUGGCCGAGUCGCUCUCCCUGAUUAAACAGCCUGGCCAGAUCUCCUGCCAGCCAGCUGGGCGGCCUCACCCUCCCUGCGCCAGUGGGGAGGUGACAGAGCUGGGGACACGGGAUGCAGGGUGGUGGUGGCACGGCGAUGGGGUCGGACUGGCACCCUGCAGUGGGGUAUCCUUAUCCUUUGGGCACGCUGUCACCUCCAUGAUGCCCCAUGGCUCAGUGGGCAGCCCUUGCUGGCACAUCGACAUCCCAGCUCUGCUCCACGUGGGAUGCUGCAGAAGAGGAGCAGUUCGGUGAGCAGGGAAACAGAGUGCAGGUCUCAGGCUGCUUCUGAGCUCUGAAAGGUCACUGAAAAGCUCGCAAGCAGCCUCGGAGCAACCUGUCCUCUGGCUCACCCUGCCCCUGUGCUUGUACCGAGCUCCGUGGCCAAAGUGCAGCACUGCUGCUUUCAAUGGACUUGGCGUAGGGACGGCUGUUAGAUGAGUUCACUCUGUCUGGCUCCAUCUAUGCUGGUGAAAUGCAGGCGUGGACUAAUGCCACGCAUUUCCACUAAUACCAGUGGAAAAUCUCUGGCACUGGGCACGUGGCUUGCAGGGAGCACAUCCUGGUUUGCUGCAGUGGUGCUGGGCUGGAAUUUUUUUUCUGAAUGGAAAGCAGGAGAUGUCUAUACUGUUAAACCGUGGGAUUGGCUGUAGGCUGGAGGAAAGAACCCUGAAUAGCACAGAAGAGGUGGGCAGGGGGUGUCCAGGCAUGGCUUUGAAGAGGAUGCUCUAAGGAAUGCUGGAGCAAUGCUGGAGCAGAAAUGCUAAGUCAGGGCUUGAAGCAGUGAUUGAGCACCUGGUGGGAAGGCAGGGCCAACCCAGGGCAGCUCAGGUGUAUUCAGUGCACUGAGUGAGCAGAAGGGCUGGAGCCAGGAUCCACCCCAGCCCAGACCUCAUUGAAGGGUUGGCAGUGGAAGCGAGGGUUUUUUUCCUGGAGAUCCCUGCCUGGAGGCUUGAGGCCUUCCAAAGAUUUCUCAAACCAAGUGAAUUCCACAUCCCUGAACUCCCCGACGAGCCGAGGCCCCAUGGCCACCCCAUCCCUGCACCCGUCCAUUGGGCCGGGCAUCGGCUCCUCGUUGGGCUCCCCAGGCCAGCUGCACUCACCCAUCAGCACCCUGAGCUCACCCAUCAAUGGCAUGGGGCCACCCUUCUCCGUUAUCAGCUCCCCCAUGGGCCCACACUCGAUGUCUGUCCCCUCCACGCCCAGCUUGGGAUUCGGCACCAGCAGCCCACAGCUCAACUCACCCAUGAACCCCGUCAGCAGCUCAGAAGACAUCAAGCCACCCCUGGGGCUCAAUGGAGUCCUCAAAGUGCCAGCACAUCCCUCAGGAACAAUGGCCUCCUUCACCAAGCACAUAUGUGCCAUUUGUGGGGACAGAUCUUCAGGUAAACAUUAUGGGGUGUACAGCUGCGAGGGCUGCAAAGGCUUCUUCAAACGCACGGUGAGGAAGGACCUGACCUACACCUGCCGUGACAACAAGGACUGCUUGAUCGACAAGCGCCAGCGCAACCGCUGCCAGUACUGCCGCUACCAGAAGUGUCUUGCCAUGGGGAUGAAGAGGGAAGCUGUGCAGGAGGAGAGGCAGCGGGGGAAAGACCGCAACGAGAACGAGGUGGAGUCCACAAGUAGCGCCAAUGAGGACAUGCCUGUGGAGAAGAUCCUGGAAGCAGAACUCGCUGUGGAGCCAAAGACAGAGACGUACAUUGAGGCAAACAUGGGCCUGACGCCGAGCUCGCCCAACGACCCGGUGACAAACAUUUGCCAGGCGGCCGACAAGCAGCUCUUCACCUUGGUGGAGUGGGCCAAGAGGAUCCCCCAUUUCUCAGAGCUGCCCCUGGAUGACCAGGUCAUCCUGCUGCGAGCAGGGUGGAACGAGCUCCUCAUCGCCUCCUUCUCCCACCGCUCCAUAGCUGUGAAGGAUGGGAUCCUGCUGGCCACCGGGCUGCACGUGCACCGCAACAGCGCGCACAGCGCCGGCGUUGGGGCCAUCUUUGACAGAGUACUGACAGAACUCGUGUCGAAGAUGCGAGACAUGCAGAUGGACAAGACAGAGCUGGGCUGCCUGCGAGCCAUCGUCCUCUUCAACCCCGACUCAAAAGGUCUCUCCAACCCGGCUGAAGUGGAGGCGUUACGGGAGAAGGUGUACGCAUCGCUGGAGGCGUACUGCAAGCACAAAUACCCCGACCAGCCUGGGAGGUUCGCCAAGCUCCUGCUCCGCCUGCCAGCCCUACGGUCCAUCGGCCUCAAAUGCCUGGAGCACCUCUUCUUCUUCAAGCUAAUAGGCGACACGCCGAUCGACACCUUCUUGAUGGAAAUGCUGGAAGCACCCCAUCAAAUGACUUAGAGAACUGCCGCUGGGUCAGUCCCUCACCCGGCCAGGGCCAUGCGGGCUCCGUCCUCUGCUUCCUCCUCCUCCGCCCCAGCCCCUUCCCACUGCUCCCCAAAUGCUGGAGGCACCGUCCGAGCUUCUCCGCGUGGUCCCCGGGCCGAACCCGCACCUCCCUGCCGCCUCAUCACGUUGACCUUUUUGUCCGUUCGCUGUCACUGCUGCAUCUAAAGACCUCUGAUGGCUGUUUUUUCCCUGCGGUAGAUGUAGAGGAGUGGGGACGGAUGGCUUCGCAUCAGUGCUGGGUGGCACGUGGCAUGGGAGCAGGGACGGUCCUGCGCCAUCCCGGCCCCGCCGUGGGGUUUGGACGAGUCAAGGGAGCGGUUCGGCUCACCGGAUUUGCAGCUGGCUAUUAUCAGAGGAUGGAGUUGGUUUUUUUUGGUGGUGUUUUUAGGUUUUUUUUGUUGUUUUUUUUUUUUUUUUGGUUUUUUUUUUGAACAAGAGAAAAGAAAAAGAAAAAAAAAAGAAAAUUAUUCUAUUUUUGGUUUCCAACUAUUCUUAGUAGUCUCAGCAGUUCCUUUGCGAAAGGGAGAGGCUGUGGGGAGGGGUGGCUCUCACUGGGCUCCAUUAGUGAGUCACCGUGGCUGCACGGAGCCUCUUUGCUCAAAGCAAGGGGUUUGGGACUGAGCUCAAUCCCUCUCUGAACAACGUGGGGCUGCCCUGUCCCCCUCUGCUGUCCCCAGUGAUGCUGCUCCUCUGGGACACGUAGCUCUGGAGUGCUUGCUUUAAGGCUGCCAGGGAUGUGGUUCCACUUUUCUGCAGCUCACGGAGGUCCUGCUGGGCCCCCUGCCCUUCUUGCUGUGCCCAACGUCCUGGCACAGCCCUACAGGAGCUGCCUUAUUGCAGGAGCUGUCAUGCUGGAGCAGCAGGAUCUGGUGGCUCAGCAGUGCUCCUGUUGGGUUCUGUAGUCCUGAGUUCAUGCAGGGGCAUUUCCAGCCAGAAGGUGGGCUCAGCAAAGUGCAGACUGUAGGGAGCAGCAGCCCUGCAACCACCGGCAGCCCAUGCAUGGUGUUUCAGUAGCUGUGGUGCAAGGCAGCAGUUAGUGGGAGCUCUCAGCCGUGCUGCUCCCUGGGGCGUUCAUUGGCAAUGAUGCAGGAAUGGAGCUCACCGUCCCUGAAUAUCCCUCAUUGGAAUGGUGGAGGACCUGUGCCAUUCACCUCACCCUCUUGCAUUAAGCAGGGGAGAAAAUGAGAGAGAAGAUCAGAGUGAAGUCUCUCAUUGGGGGUUUCUCCCUCCAUAACAGGACUGAGCGUCCCAAACACACCAUGGGCUGGGGGGAACCAAGGCUGAGUGCCUGCAGUUGGCCCUGGACCGAGGGCUUCCCCAUGGCUUUUAUGUCUGCUGUAAGACAGCCAAGUGGUCCCAAAAAGAAUGCAAUCUCCUGCAGAGCAUCCCAUCGGCUGCUCUGUGCCUGGGGAACACAGUUAUCACCUGCCUGUUCUCACCCCACUGGCAGCUCAAGUUCCAGCUCCAUCCCCAUCAGGCCAUCUCCUUGCUGGCAAAUCCACAGAGGUGGGGAAAAUCUUUUGGCCAUCUUUCUCCAGCAGCCUGCAUGCCGCUGAAAAUAUUAUUAAACAGCUUCACCCUGGAAGAAUUUGCCAAGAAAAGAAGGCGAGAGAAAUGAAAUGUAGUGAGAGUGCCAAUAAACGGGGCUGCUCAGUGCCUGCCCAGUGUGAGGCUGGGGGCUGGCAGCAGUGAGGUCAGAGCGUGCUGGGGGUCGGUCAGCUGUGCACUAUAAUAAACCUGGACCCUUGUUUAUCUCCCUUGGGUAGAACCACUUCUUUUUUUGCUUUUGUUUUUUUUUAAUGAUUGACUGCUUGGAAGGGGCUGUUUUGGUUUGCACUGUUGGACGGCUGAGCAUGUGCCCCCAUCCCAUCCCUUCCUGUCCAUCGUAUGCUUCCCAUUCAUCAUAUCCAUCCCAUCUCUUCAAUCCCACCUAACUGUAUCCCAUCCAUCCAGUCAAAUCCCUUCACUGUCACCCCAUCCCUUCCAUCUUAUCCCAUCCAUUCCGUUCCAUUUCAUCCGUCUCAUUCAUCCCAUUCUGUCCUUCCUGUCCUACCCCACCCUGUCCCAUCCAUCUCAUUCAUCCCACCCUGUCUUUCAUACCCCACUCUUCCCAUCUAUCCCAUUCAUCCCAUUCAUCCCAUCCCACCCUGGUUCCUGUCUGACCCCUACAAACACAAAUGCUGUGAGCAGCGGGUUGCCUUCAGCAUGCAGCAGGGUGCAAAGCCCUCAUGCUGGGGUUCCCAAUCAGGACACAUCUCCGUGCCUCAGUUUCCCUGGAGCAGCACAGUUCUAGGAUUCCUGCCCCUUACAGAGGAAGCUUUGGAGAAAGGCUGAGCGUUGUCCUGGUGUCAAGAGAGCUGUAAAUCAGCAUAGCUCUCUGUUUCACAGCAGCAGCCUUUCGGGGCUCAGCCCCCAGAGAUGAGCCCUGCUCCCCCAUGCAGGGCCACCAAGGCAGCCGUCCCCAGCAGAAGGAUGAGCUCCCGUGCCUCGCUGUCACCUGCCACAGCAGCCUUAAAGCAACCUGCUCUUGCAUGAGUUUGGCUCUUUCAUCUGUAUUCUUUUUCACUUCUUGGCUUUUAGUUUUUCCCCCCCCCCUCGUCGUAGUGAUCCUGACUGUAUUACGUGCUUUUUUGAGGAGGUGAUACAUGGGUAAAAGAAAGGAAGAAAAAAAAAGGCACAUUAUCCACUAGCGAGGUAGGACGUUCAUUUAAGCAGAUCUUAGUACUCUCGCCAACAUCUGGUUUCCAUUAGGGUGAUCGUUUUUUAUUUUUUAUUUUUUAUUUUUAAAUAUAUAUGUAUUUUUUAAAUUUUCUUCUUGCUGUUGGUGGGACAAUCUUUAAUUUUCUAAAGAUAGCACAAACAUCAGCUUUUCAGCCCCCACCAUCCGGGCUCAGAGGCGAUGCUGUCCCCAUCAGAGACCGCCUGGGUUCACGGAUACGUGCUGUGUAUACAUGUAUGUACUGUAGAUAUAUACACUGUACAAAUAGCCUCACUCACAUAUACGUAUAUUAUACCUGUAGCAAUGACAGACUUUAUUUUUUGGUGUUGAUUCUUCCCCUCCCUCCCCCCACGUGUUGUUUUUGCUUCCGUUGUAUGCGAACCCCUUUCCCAAUUGGCACAAGCCGAACCUGGGUCCUUAUAACUCGCCGCAAAGGAGAUGCAUCUAUUUUAAGAUGCCCCUUUUUUGUUUCUGUUUUGUUCUGUUGGUUCUUUUUCGGUGUUUUUUUGCCGUUGUUUUCCCUUCGGAGCAGCAGGUGGCGGUGAGGAAGAAUAGCUUUAGCCGUUCCCCGAUGCUUAGCGAUGGAUGCCUGGGCUGUGGGGGUCGCGUAGCUGAAAGAAAACAAAAAGGAAACACGUUAAAAAUUUCGAAUAACAAAAACGAAAACGAAAAAAAAAAAAAAAAAGAAAAAAAAAUAU